GCCCGUUCCGUUCCGUUCCUUGCCCCCAGUUCAAACCUCGAAAGCCGAAGCGGAGCGGACAGGCAAACGAAACGAGCAGCGGAGCAGCCAUGGGGAGGCCACGAGCGACCCCCGCCGCCGCCUCCAGGCCGAGGCGCAACCCCAAGCCGAAGCAGGACCCCUCCUUCCUCUUCCCGCUCGCGUCGCCGGCGCCCGCGUCGCGCACCCGCACCCGCAAGCGCCCCGUCCGCGGCGGCGCUUCCUCCCCCGCGUCGUCGUCCCCGGGCUCCUCCCCCGCCGACCUCGGCAUCAGCUUCCUCUCCUCGCCGGGCUCCUCCGCCUCGCCCCCGAAGCCCAGGGCACGGGCCAAGCCCGCCGCGCGCUCGCCGCUCGUCGCCAGCCCCCGCGUCGCCGCCGCCUCCCCUUCCCCCGCCGUGUCUCCCCAGCCCGCGCCGGCGGCUGGGGCGUCCAGCGUCGGGGACCUCAGGAGCGCCGUCGCCUCGCAGAUGGAGGACCUCAAGCGCCGCCUCGACGCGUUCCACUCCCGCGCGCACGCCGACCUCGACGCGUCCUUCUCCCGCGUCUCCAAGCGAAUAAAGACCCAAAACCAGACCUGUCAGCAACUAACAGAUGAAGUUGACAAGGAGUACAAGAAGAUGUCUGAUAAUAUAAAACAAAGUUCUGAGAUUGUCAAGGCAAAGUUCAAGCAGAUCAUUGCAGAGGCACAGUCAUCCACGACUCGUGUGUGCAAGGUGACUAUCCCUGAGAUGACAAAAUCUGUGGAGAAAGCUAUUGAUGGUCUUCGUAGCCGUUAUAAUAUCUCAAUGCCAGCUUAGUUACCAGUUCAAGUUCUGUUCACUACACUUCUGAAUAGCCUUCUUCACAUCAAUUGGACCGUUGAAUCCUUGUUCGGGAUGGUGUGGUCGUUGUUUUGAUAUCUAUAGAUAAUCAGCAGAGUACAGACAGCAUAGAAACAUCGAAUGUUAGUUCAUCAGCAUAGGAAUAAGCACGUAAUAUCAAGAGAGUUUAUCAGUAUCUUUAUCCAAUCCCCCCCCCCCCCCCCCCGACUUUCAGAAGUAUUCAUUCAGUUGCAAAGCAGCCCAUCGUUUGUUAAACUGUUGUUCCCUCUGAGAUUCCUAAACACUAUCAACACCAACGUAAUGUAAUGCUUACUACUCCAUAGUUAUUUUCCUGAUAACUAUGUGGUAUGAGUUUCCGCAUACUCUGCUCCCUCGUAAAGAUGAAGAUUGAGGAUGAACUUUUCUAUGACCAUCCAAAACUCA
Panicum virgatum (switchgrass) is the source of this 1262-nucleotide messenger RNA. RefSeq names its product serine/arginine repetitive matrix protein 1-like. Bases 90 to 815 code for a protein of 241 amino acids. The transcript is spliced from 5 exons. NCBI's taxonomy places the organism in Eukaryota, Viridiplantae, Streptophyta, Magnoliopsida, Poales, Poaceae. The record is from RefSeq and is a predicted model, not a curated record.